AUCGAAGACGAAGCAGUGCUUCUUCAAUGGCUGUCACUUCCUCCUCUAUGAUGCUGCUCCGAAACUUCUCUACGGCGGUGAGGAUUGCUCAGUCCGUUCGAUCGAGUUCGGGAAUCUUCUCUACCGGAGAAUUGAUUAAGGUUCUUCCUCGUAUUGGUUCUCCAAGAUCCUUCUCUUCUACUCGUGCCGCACACAAUGAAGAGGCGGCCGCGAAAGCUGCUUCUGACACGGGAGCCCCGACAAUAUUUGACAAGAUCAUAGCGAAGGAGAUUCCAUCAGACAUUGUCUAUGAAGAUGAGAAUGUUUUGGCAUUCAGAGACAUAAAUCCACAGGCUCCUGUUCAUGUUUUGGUCAUCCCUAAGUUGAGAGAUGGCUUGACCACGCUUGGCAAGGCUGAACCAAGACACGUUGAGGUUCUUGGUCAACUUCUGCACGCAUCAAAGAUUGUUGCUGAGAAAGAAGGCAUUGUGGAUGGGUUCCGUGUGGUUAUAAACAACGGUGCUGAAGGAUGCCAAUCCGUUUACCAUCUUCAUCUCCACGUCCUUGGGGGCCGACAGAUGAAGUGGCCACCCGGUUAGGAAGAAAGAUUCAUGCCAAACCAAAUCAUGUACAAUCAGCUAGCUCUAUAAAUCAUCAAUGACUGUUCUAGCUGUUCAAAUUAUGUUAGUUGUAAUCAUUUACAAGUUGUUGUGUGAUUUGGUAAAAUAAAACCAUCCUUUCCUGAAAAUUGAAUUUAUAUUAAAAAAAAGUUAGUUUGUUUUGG
Molecule: messenger RNA, 763 nt
Organism: Eruca vesicaria subsp. sativa (arugula)
Lineage: Eukaryota; Viridiplantae; Streptophyta; Magnoliopsida; Brassicales; Brassicaceae
Source: the annotation of a GenBank genome assembly